GCGAGGGGUUGAUCUGAGCCCUGCUCGGGGAGCGGCGCGGACCUUUUGCUGGGACUCCGGCCUUGUGUCCUCUCAGCCUGGUGGCCCCACACACCUACUACCAUGGAGAUGCGGCCUCGUCUCGGGGCCACCUGUUUGAUGGGCUUCAGUUUCCUGCUCCUCGUCACCUCUUCUGAUGGACAUAGUGGGCUUGGAAAGGGUUUUGGAGAUCAUAUUCAUUGGAGGACACUAGAAGAUGGGAAGAGAGAAGCAGCUGCCAGUGGAUUGCCCAUGAUGGUGAUUAUCCAUAAGUCUUGGUGUGGAGCUUGCAAAGCUUUAAAGCCCAAAUUUGCAGAAUCUACAGAAAUUUCAGAACUUUCCCAUAAUUUCGUUAUGGUAAAUCUUGAGGAUGAAGAGGAACCCAAGGAUGAAGAUUUCAGCCCUGAUGGGGGUUAUAUUCCACGAAUCCUUUUCCUGGAUCCCAGUGGCAAGGUGCAUCCUGAAAUCAUCAAUGAGAGUGGAAACCCCAGCUACAAGUAUUUCUACAUCAGUGCUGAACAAGUUGUUCAGGGGAUGAAGGAAGCUCAGGAAAGACUGACAGGUGAUGCCUUCAGAGAGAAACAUCUUGAAGAUGAGUUGUAACAUGAAUGUAUCCCUUCUUUCAUCAAAGUUGCUGUUCUGGAAGGAAAACAGCAGUGGAAGGGAAUAUUGAGGAAUCACCUAGAACAAUUAAACCAACCAGGAAACCUUGCUCCUACCUGGACUGGAAGGAGCUCUCUCACUGUGGAAGAGUUCUGCUGCCAGAAGCUGGUCUCCGUGUUUGUGGAUCCAGCAGAGUGCGGCAGACUUCCUUCUUGUGCUCCCUCUCACCUAAAUGUCGAUUUGUCAUUGAAUGUAAAGAAUGAAACCUUUUGACACAAAACUUGAGCCACUUGGAGGUUUACUCCUCACACUUAAGGAUUUGAGUCUUUUCCCAUUUCCUUCCAUUUCACUCACAUUGGUGGUAAAAAGAGACUAGUCGCAUCUUUCGUACAAUGUUAAAAUUGCAGAAAUAACUUAUCCUUUUUUUAAAAAAAAAACAAUAAAUCCUAAAUGUGAAUCAGUAAUUUUACCCCCUACCGAGGAGACCAGACUGUUUUUUCUGUUUUUCUCCUGGGAAUAAUCUUGGGCUUCUUCCCAAAUCCCUGCAACCUCCUUCCUCUUUUCCUGCGUGGGCUUUCCUCUUUGCACUCAUGUGUGUGCAGGAAUGGCUGUGUGCUUGGACUCAGCCCCAGCUGGAAGCAUGCUUUCAUUUAUUACUGUUGGAGAAACUCAAACCUUCAAGCCCUAGGUGGAGCCAUUUUUGUCAAGUUAUCAAUUGUAUUUUUGUACUGGGGUUAAAAAAGAUAAAAUAUUAAU
Messenger RNA from Cynocephalus volans (Philippine flying lemur), 1377 nucleotides. RefSeq names its product thioredoxin domain containing 12 (gene TXNDC12). Gene Ontology annotation, cellular component: endoplasmic reticulum. The transcript is spliced from 7 exons. Bases 103 to 621 code for a protein of 172 amino acids. NCBI's taxonomy places the organism in Eukaryota, Metazoa, Chordata, Mammalia, Dermoptera, Cynocephalidae. The record is from RefSeq and is a predicted model, not a curated record.